Molecule: messenger RNA, 5716 nt
Organism: Zychaea mexicana
Lineage: Eukaryota; Fungi; Mucoromycota; Mucoromycetes; Mucorales; Lichtheimiaceae
Exons: 10
Coding region: 260-5263 (1667 amino acids)
Biological process (GO): microtubule-based movement
Molecular function (GO): microtubule motor activity; microtubule binding; ATP binding
Source: RefSeq, a predicted model, not a curated record
CCCCCCUUUUUUUUUCUUUUCCUCUCCUCUUCAAAAACCCUUCUUUCGCCUCCCUCUCUUCCUCUCUAUUAAUUAUUUAUUUUUUUUUCUUCACAAUUACUUUAUCAAAUCACAAUAACAACAACAACUGUGAAAAAAGCGACAAAGGGACUAACUCCAAAACAACACUUAUAAAUAUAUUGUAUUUUUUUAAACCUUCCGUAUCUAUUUUAAAUCUUUCUCUCUCCAUCUAUCUUGAAUCCAAUCACAAACGCUCACCAUGAGUGGAGGCAAUAUCAAAGUUGUUGUUCGCUGUCGUCCGAUGAAUUCGCGAGAACUUGCACGUGGCGCAGAGUGCUUGAUUCAAAUGAACGGAAACCAGACGGUGAUACGCAAACCGGAAGAUAUGAAAACGGGAACGCAAGACGAUGUCAAGCCAUUCACGUUCGACAAAUCAUACUGGUCAGCGGACAAGGCGGACCCAUCUUAUGCCGAUCAGGAGCAGGUCUUUAAUGAUUUGGGUGUCGAGUUACUCGACCACGCUUUUAAUGGUUACAACUGCUGUAUUUUUGCUUAUGGUCAAACGGGCUCGGGAAAAUCGUAUUCAAUGAUGGGUUAUGGUGAAGACAAGGGCAUCACACCACGAACAUGCUCAGAACUGUUCAACCGUAUCGAUGCCAUUUCCGACGAACGAACAACCUGUCGUGUCGAAGUAUCCUACAUUGAAAUCUACAACGAAAAAGUGCGCGACUUGUUGAAUCCCAAAAACAAGUCCAAUCUCAAAGUGCGCGAGCAUCCGAGCUUAGGCCCUUAUGUUGAAGAUCUUUCCAAGAUGGCAGUUAACUCGUUUGAUAAAAUCAAUCAGUUGAUGGAUGAAGGAAACAAGGCACGCACGGUCGCAGCAACCAACAUGAACGCGACAUCAUCUCGGUCCCAUGGUGUUUUCACAUUGAUCCUAACCCAGACACGCAAAGACGACGUGACCAACUUGGAGACCGAAAAAGUCGCUCGUAUCAGUCUUGUCGAUUUGGCCGGAAGUGAACGUGCCAACAGUACAGGCGCGACAGGUGCUCGGUUGAAAGAAGGCGCCAACAUCAACCGAUCACUGACGACGCUGGGUAAAGUCAUUGCUGGUCUGGCUGAGCAAUCGAUGCAGGAGGCACCAAAGAAGGGCCGUAAAGCAAAGGAAGUAUUUGUUCCUUAUCGUGACUCGGUGCUGACCUGGCUACUAAAAGAUUCGCUCGGUGGCAACUCGAAAACAGCCAUGAUUGCAGCCAUUUCACCUGCAGAUUACGACGAGACGCUGAGUACGCUACGCUACGCAGACCAGGCCAAAAAGAUCAAGAACAAGGCCGUUGUCAACGAAGAUCCCAACGCCAAAGUCAUCCGCGAGCUCAAGGAAGAGCUUGAUUUGUUGCGCAGCCGUCUACAUGUGUAUGCUCCCGAGGUUGCCGAGCAAUUAGCAGCCCAAAGUACAUACAAAGGCAAUUCACCAGCCAGCAAAAGCAGCGAUCGUACGAAAUCAGGCGAUGCAGCUACUACUGCCGCAGCCCUAUCCAGUAUGCCCAAUGGAUCACAGGAGAUUGAGGUUACCGAUAGUAGCGGCACUGUCCGCAAGAUGACGCAGCAACAAAUCGUCGAACAGCUCACGUCAUCCGAAAAACUACUAGCCAAUCUCAACGAGACAUGGGAAGACAAGCUCAAAAAGACGGAAGAGAUCCAAGUCGAGCGCGAACGUGCACUGGAAGAACUCGGCAUCACAGUGUACAAGAACAAUGUGGGCGUCUACACGCCCAAAAAGAUGCCGCAUUUGGUCAACUUGAGCGAAGACCCGCUCAUGUCCGAAUGUCUCGUGUAUCAGCUCAAGCCAGGCAACACGCGUGUGGGCAAAGAAGGCAGCGAUACGCCAGCAGAAAUUCGACUUUCCGGCAGCAAUAUCCAAGAAGAACACUGUGUCUUUGAAAACGGGAAUGGCACGGUCACGCUACAUCCAAACGAAGGCUCGCUAACCAUGGUCAAUGGGAUGCGGAUUGCAGAGCCACGACGACUCAAGAGCGGUUACCGCAUCAUUCUGGGCGACUAUCACUUUUUCCGUUUCAACCAUCCAGAAGAAGUGCGACGCGAGCGCGAUCGACAGAAAUCUGUGAUUCUUUCGGGUGGCAUCAACACCAGCAGUAGCAACGUCAACGGAAGCAUGGGGCCACCCACACCUGGCAUUGUCUUGGACGAACAGCCCUGGCCGACCACACCCCUUGGCGAUAGCAACACGCUGUAUUCUGAACCGAGCGAUAUCAACUAUGCCAAGAUGGAGAACGGGGGAAGCAAGUACUAUGCUAACGAGAUCCAAGGCCUCAAGGACGACGAACUCGACAAGCUGUACGGCGAUAUCUCGCGAAUUCGUAAUUCGCGACGAUCCAGGCCGGUAAGCCGAGCUACUAUUGCAGGCGACGACGAUGACGGAUCAUCUAAAGAUUCCAUUCGGAACUCUAUGGCUACGACUACGAUCGUCGACCUGGAGAGCGUCUGCACGGAUACAACGUUUGUGCACAGCAGUAAUAACGAGGUGGAGGAUCGCAUGAAACUCGAACGGGACAAGUUGCAAAAGGUCCUCGAUGAACAAAAGCAAUUUUACGAAACGCGGAUCAGUCGCAUGUCGAUGCAGCUUCUGCACCCACCUCAGCAACAGUCACAGCCAGAAUUUACGGAUCUAGAAAAGGCAUAUGCUCUAAAGGCGAUCAAGAACUGGAAAUCGAUGCGUCGAGUAUCUAUGGCAGAGGAUAUCUUGACCCAAGCCGUGGUGCUCAAGGAAGCGAAUAUCAUCGCCAGACAGUUUGGUAAGGAUGCUGUGUAUCAAUUUACGAUUGUCGAGGAAGGUCAAUUUGCAAAUCCAGCAUCGUAUUGGGAAAGCACGACGCCGAGUGUGUUGCAUGAUAUCCAAGAAGACGACGAUACGGCUCUGACGGAGUGUAACAAGCCUUGCAUCGGCGUGCGUGUGAUUGAUCGCAAAAAUAACACCAUGCAUGUAUGGUCGCUUGAUAAACUCAAGGCCCGGCUGAAAAAGAUGCGCGACCUCAGCAAUUUUAUGGAUAAGCCAAUGUAUCGCAAACAUCUCAACUAUGAGGACCCGUUCUUUGAGAACCCGUCUCGCAAAUACAACUUGAUCGGUAGUGCAGCAACAAGUGCCCGUAACUUGAUAUCUCAGCAAGCGUACGAGAGUUGCAUUGCUGUGAUCUGUCGCACAACUGGCCAGGUGAGGGGUAAAUUACGGGUACUGAUCUCGCCUAUUGCUCGAACGUCGCAGAACAACCGCAACAGCAUGGUUGCCGCCGGCAACAACGGCAGCCCAACAACACCAACACCGUCCACAGCCCUUGCUGCGGGCCAACAGAUCAUGUUUGAAGUACGCUUGCUGGAAUUGAGCGGCAUUAGUGAAGAAGACUUCACAAAGGUGCAUGUUCAGUUUCGUCUAUCGUCGUUUGGCAGCAUUCCAGUACACUCAGCUGCCGAAAAAACGUUUGCCACGGAUCCAGUCAGCGGGUUUGGUGACAAGCCCAUCGAUCUGGAUCACAGCCAGACACUUUCGGUUUCAGUAACGGAGACGAUGCUCGAUGUGCUCAUGAACGGCAUGGUAUCAUUCGAAGUCUAUGGCAAGUUCCAGCCACGUGCAAUAAAACAGAUUGAACGAUGGGAUGAGCAACGCGAGAACCCACGACUCAAGCUCGGUCGAUCCGUGGGUGUUCGACCCAACAACAACAAUAGCAGCAACGGCGUAGCCUAUGGUCGAUGCGCAGAUCACUUGAUGUUUGAUGCCGAAGGUGGAUUGGAACGACGACCCGAAGAAGAGCUAUUAGCUGCGGAGCGUCAUGACGUUGUUGCGCGUAUCCAGGUAUGCGAGCUUAUGCCGAACGGCAAGUACGUGCCAGUGCAAGUAUCAGCACAAAACGAGCUCGACCGUGGUGUGUUUACGCUUCGUCAAGGCUUACAGCGACGCAUCAACGUGACCUUGUACCACACAUCCGGGCGACAGCUUGAAUGGACAUCGAUCUGCAACGCAACGAUCGGACGACCCCGGUUUUUGGAUGGCAAAGGCCGGAUUUUAGACCCACCCAACGACAGCGGCCAAGUACCCAUCAAGAUGACGCGCCACCAUCAAUCAGUCGUGUACAAUAACGACGGUACGAGCGAGCUAGCAGCAUACGGUGCAUGGGACAGCUCACAACACGAGUGUCCCUUUUUGAACUGCAUCACGACGACCCAGUGCCGUGUCUUGCUCGAGUUGAAAUGGCAAGUGGAGGCGGAAAAAUGCGAAAAGCCGAUGCAGUUCAGCACGGAUAUUGCAGUGCAGAUCCACGGGCGGGACAAGGGCAGCAGCACGUCGUCAGCCCUGCGUAAAUUCUUGGGUCAAUCCAACAAACGGGUGCUCUCAAACUUUAAUGCCAUCUUUCUGGUCCAGCUCAACCCCCCGAUGACGCGUCGUGUCAGCCAGCUGUGGCGUCUCAAUACCGCUUCCAAGUAUGUCCGUGGCGAGGAAUUGCUGAUGGAUUACUGGCGUCCGCGUGGGGUUUCUUUGGUUAACGAUUACCACGAGGUCCAUCGCAACAAGAUUGCACGGCUAGAACAGGUCGCUUCCACUGCUCAGGCAUUGACGCUCAAAGCGGCCCAGUCACAGACAAGCAACGGAUCAUCGAUGGCUGUGGAAGAAGCAGCAGCAACGCCGUCGUCGGAGCAUACGGGAAAACUGUUGCGUAAAGUGAUUGAUCUAUGGACUAAGAAGUCGGUUGCAGCUGAGAUGACGAUUAGUCAAGAUCCCCCAGCAGCCAAAGAUCCGAACCAGAACAAUCCUUUGCAACCGCAGCAGGAACAGCAGGAACAGCAGCAGCAGCAGCCUUCAGAUGCUAAACUGUUGGCUGAAGUUAAGCUCGUCAGCAAGACCGGCAAUGUAUCCAAGAAGGGAUACCUCACAUACCAAGAAAACGCCCUCGACAACAAAUGGGUCAAGCGAUGGUUUGUCAUCCGAAGACCCUAUAUCUACGUUUAUACCAAUCGGUCAGAGACCGACGAACAAGGAGUGAUCAAUGUAUCCUCCGUGCGAGUAGACUACAACCGGGAACUGGAGAAGAUGAUCAAUCGCAAUCAUGUCUUCUCCCUCUACACGAACAACAACGCAUAUACGCUCCAAGCGAGCUCGAAGGCUGAAAUGACGGACUGGAUCACCAAGAUUGACCAACUGUUUCCGCUAGAGAAGCUCAGGAGCAACACCAACGAUACCAGCGUCAUCUGCUAAACUUAUACAUAUCAUAUCAUCAUACCAUUCUAACGUAUUGCCAAUCUUUACUUGCUCUCUCCCUCGAUCCCUCAUCAUCAUCAUCAUCAUCAUCCCUAUGAUACGCACACUUGCUUUUGAACACACCCUACAUGCGCUCUCUCUCUCUAACUAUGUAUGUACACCUUUUUUCUUUUCGAUACUCUCUUCGUACGCUGUUAUUCUUCCUUUCUAUACUGUACCAUGUUUCUUUUAUUAUAUGUAAAUACCUUACACACAUCUAUUACACACACACACACACAAUAGGCUCUCUUUCUCUCUCUUAUGUAUGCUCUCCUUUUUUUCUGUUAAAAACUCGUUUAGAUCGUUGUUCUAAAAAUUGUUGUACUACGCUUUAACACUAUUAUAUAUGUAUAUAUAUAUAUAUACUAUACUAUUACUACCACUACUGCUACUACAGUAGUUACGACACUC